CCCGCUUCCCCUGAGCGAACCUUUAGAACUCUGAGACAGACAAUAUUCUGUUACAUUGUAGCAAAAUGGCGACUGUCAUUCACAACCCCCUGAAAGCGCUCGGGGACCAGUUCUACAAGGAGGCCAUCGAGCACUGCCGCAGCUACAACUCGCGGCUGUGCGCCGAGCGCAGCGUGCGGCUGCCCUUCCUGGACUCGCAGACGGGCGUGGCGCAGAACAACUGCUACAUCUGGAUGGAGAAGAGGCACCGCGGCCCGGGCCUCGCUCCGGGCCAGCUGUACACAUACCCUGCGCGCUGCUGGCGAAAGAAGAGGAGAUUGCACCCGCCUGAGGACCCAAAGCUGCGGCUGCUGGAAAUCAAACCUGAAGUAGAGCUGCCCCUGAAGAAGGAUGGCUUCACCUCAGAGAGCACCACGCUGGAAGCCUUGCUCAGGGGCGAGGGGGUUGAGAAGAAGGUGGACACCAGAGAGGAGGAGAGCAUCCAGGAAAUACAGGGGGUCUUGGAAAAUGAUGAGAAUGUAGAAGAAGGAAACGAAGAAGAGGAUUUAGAAGAGGAUAUUCCUAAGCGGAAGAACAGGACCCGAGGACGGGCUCGUGGCUCUGCAGGUGGCAGGAGGAGGCAUGACCCCGCCUCUCAGGAAGACCACGACAAACCUUACGUCUGUGACAUCUGUGGCAAGCGCUACAAGAACCGACCAGGACUCAGCUACCACUACGCUCACACUCAUCUGGCCAGCGAGGAGGGGGAUGAAGCUCAAGACCAGGAGACCCGGUCCCCACCCAACCACAGAAAUGAGAACCACAGACCCCAGAAAGGUCCAGAUGGGACAGUCAUUCCUAAUAACUACUGUGACUUCUGCCUGGGAGGCUCCAACAUGAACAAGAAGAGCGGGCGGCCUGAGGAGCUGGUGUCCUGUGCAGACUGUGGACGCUCUGGUCACCCGACCUGCCUGCAGUUCACCCUGAACAUGACUGAGGCUGUCAAGACCUACAAGUGGCAGUGCAUAGAGUGCAAAUCCUGCAUCCUCUGUGGGACCUCGGAGAAUGAUGACCAGCUCCUCUUCUGUGAUGACUGUGACCGUGGCUACCACAUGUACUGUCUAAAUCCCCCUGUGGCUGAGCCCCCAGAAGGAAGCUGGAGCUGCCACUUGUGCUGGGAACUGCUCAAAGAAAAAGCCUCGGCCUUCGGCUGCCAAGCCUAGGGCCCCGGGUCGCCGCAGGUGACUUGCUGCUGGAGAGGUGGAACCAGAGCCCAGUUCAAAGCUGAUUGAGCCCCUUACUCCCUUGUAUCCAGACAGACCGACUGUGAGGAAAGCCAGUGACCAGAAGGCGUGACGCGGGGAACCAAGAGGGCGAGGUGUCUGCGUGGCUCCCACACACAGGUCUCCGCACGCCAGCCCACCCCACCUUGUUUCAACCCGAAGGAUCUCGCACGUUUGGAGAACAGCCCAGCCCUGCCGAGCCCUCUCCCGUUUACCCAGCACUGCCGCCCUCUCGCUGGUUCCCACCGUCCGUUAUUUGUGUGUAGUCCGCUGUUUUCUAUCUAUUGCCUUCUAAGAAGUCUUCUCCCAGCCCCCUGCCUCCCCUGUAGGCUGUUCACCCUGAAGCCAGGGGAGGAGCCAAGGGCUGUGAGGAAGCCUCUCUGGAAACUUCUAGAUCCAGAGCCUGGAGGCUGUCUUGACAGUGAAAGCCCCUCCUUGUUCCUUGUCUCUGUGAAGAGAAGAGCUGCCUUCUGAGCCGGGCAGAUGCCAGUGGCAUCACAGCCAGGGUGGUCUCUGCAAGGGGCUGGGGAGGGAGGUGGAGGCCCUGGGGUUGGGGGAGGGGGGAGGGAGGAGACAUUCUGAAGACCGUCGUGAGGCCCUGCAACAGCCAAGAAGUAUUUGCUACCCAUCGGGAGCGCUCUGCUGUGCGGUUCCUUCACCCUCAGAACUGGGUUAUCCUUGAGGUGAGACAAGCCACAGCCGCUGGCAGAGAAAGAUGCUAAGCUCUGCCUCCCAACCCGCCGGGUCUGGAGCUACCCCUGCAGGUGGGGGGUGGAGGGUGGAGGGUGGGGGUGGGGAUGGGGCAGGCGGCUCAAGAUCCAGGAAGGCGAGUGAAGAAGCCUACACCGUUGAAAAAUCUAAAUGUUGGUAAAAAGGACAGCGCCUUCGAGAAUUCAAUUCAGUUCUUCAGUAUUGAUGUGACACUACGCAUUCCCUUUCCCAAGUGGUUCUUCCUUCCGCCAAGUGUGUGUCUGCCCUUGUCUCCUGAGGCCGGACUCUGGAAAUUUCAGGACUGGGGAGAGAUGCCGUUACCUAGACAAAUAACCGAGGUGAUGGGAUUGGUCAUAACCAAGGUGGUGGCCAUGCAGAGCCCUCAGCUCGAGGGCUGCUUUUCUCUCCUAAGCUCCCAGUACCGACUGGGCGCCUUUUUAUUUUUAUUUUUUUUUAAUGGAUCAAGAAGAAAGAGCCUCAGAUUUCGAGAAGCCUGUGUUGGAAGGACACCCUGUAGGUUUGCGCGGAUCGGGCUGCCUUUGAGUCUCACAGGCAGUGGCCACAGCAGCAGCCGAGCACAGUUGACAGGCUUCUAGGGGAAAAUCAUUUGCCCAAAGGGCAGGUUUCACUGAGCGGGACCCUCGCGCAUGCUCGACUCCCCUGAAGUCGGCUCCGUUUCUGUGGCCCGCUGCUUACAACAAAGGCCGAGUUAUUUUUAGCCCUUCGGCCUCUGCAGAAGCCCCUGGAGACCUGCAGAAGGGCGAAGUGGGCCACGUCCACCUGCUGCGGAGCUCAUCCUGCGAUGUGGCAAUGCUCUUGGCCAGUGGACCCAGGCAGCCUGUUGGUCUCCCUCAGUUCUUUGCACCUGGGGCUAGAGGUAGGGGUGACUCUCCUGCAGGGAGGGGCCUGUGGCCUUGGAGGGAGUUACUUGCAUGUGCCAUGAUCUCAUUUAAAGGGCCCUGUCCAGGUGGGAUUCCAUCUUUCCCAGGAGGUGAGCCUGUUUGGGGAAGCUGCUGUGUUGUCACAUCAUUUGUUCAUUUGAGGGUAAUAUCUCUUUUCCCGACAGCUCUGGCUCUCUAUGGCCCCACUCCCCUUCCCCCAGCCUAAAGUGGGGUGUCCUCCAAGGCCGAUGAUUGGUUUUGAAAAUAACUACAAGUUCAUUUUAGAAAAAAAGUUACCAAAAUUGUUCCCAAGUGCUACAAUGGCCUAAAUGUUAAGAAAGCAAAUCUGAAAUGAAAAACUGUGGCCCUACUACUUGGUGGGUCCUCCUUGGAGUAUUGGCAAGUCCACUUCCACUUUAUCACAGACAAUGGGGGAGUCCUGUCCUAUCUCCAGCCAUGCCUGCUGCCCGCAGGAGCUGUGAGGGUGGGAGUGAGUCUUGCCAUCAAGGAGGGUGCUGUUCCUGCCACAGUGAUGGGUGCUCAGGGCUCUGGAAUGGACCUCAGGAGGGCCCAGAUCCCUUCCCGGUUUCCCUCCCUACAGGAUCGGCCCAGCCCCUUCCUCUUUGGAGAGCAGUUUCCCCAUCGGGAAAGGGAUUGGCAAAGCCAGCAGUGGGACGGCACUUUCGGGGCUCUCAAGCAAACACAGUCACAUCUGUCACCUUCUGGAUUGAAAAAGGAAGGUGAUGGUAAACUUCAUAUUGGCCUUUCUUUGAACCCCAGAGAAUGAGCCAGAAUCAUAGGGUGCGCAUGGAUAACUAAGGUUUUCAUUUUGCCUCUGGCAUGGAGUAGCCGGGUGACCCUGGGCAAGUCACUCAACAUCUCUGAACCUGAGUGUGCCCACUUGUGAAAUGGUGAUGGUAAUGCUGGCCCUGUCUAGUCCAGAGACACGGGGAGACCUAAAAAAGCAUAAUGUUACAUAAAUUACCACGGAGAGCAGUGCUUGUGCGGGAGGGACUUCAGAUAAUUUCUGUGCCCCCUUUCUAGGGUGAGUUAGCCAAGGUUAGACACCUCCUUAGGAUCUCCAUUUUGACCAAAGGGGGCUUCUGCGCUAAGGGCCGUGCUGCCUGUGGUCCUGGCCACUAGCCCAAAGCUGCGACAAAGGAAACGGUGACUGUGUGUGGUGGGAGAUGGGGGUUUGCCCUGGGGUAGGGGACUUCAGGAUGACGUCACAGGAGAUACUCCCUUCUACAAGACCAGUGCUGCCCAGGCAGGGAGCCAGCUUCUGGAGAGGACGGAGGUGCAGUUCAGUGGAACAUUCACCGAAACUUUUUGGUUGACAGCCUAGCUCCGCUACUUUCUAGCUGGGGGACACUGGGGAAAUGUCUUGCCCUCUUUGAGCCUCUUUCUCCACAUCCGUGAGGUGGGAGAUGCGGCCGCUCCAGCAGGGCUGUUAGCGGGAUCAGGGGGACGCUGGUGAUGCUGGCACGAAGGUCCCACACCACAGUAGCUCUGGUCCUGGUGGACGGAGGCCACCACGUGGAGAUAACCAUACUGUCCACUCCCAGCUCUGCUCGGUGGAACAGCCAGGGGGCCUUUGUUCCACUCUGAUGUGGCUCCAGCCAAGCAGGGAGGAGGUGAGGCUGCAGGAUCUAAGCCGGAAGUCGAAGCCCUCUGUUUCCUGUAGGUGUUUUUGAAACACGGCUUGUUGGGCCUGCAGAGAAGGCUGUGCGAGCCACGUUGAGAGGAAACAGAGACAAGGCCCCGGCUAGGAAACGUACAUGCUAGCUCUUCUCUGCUCCCCACGGACUCGGUGCAGGCACCUCAGGCAGGAGCCGCAGGUCCCGGGCUCCCCUGUUCCUGUCAUCGCCCCGGGCAGGUAGGAAGCCCAGGCAGGCAGCCAGGCAGCCGGGAGAGGCCCUUCUCCCCCAGGCUCAGCUCCGGGUGACUGGGUGACUGAACCAGCGAGGAAGUGGGUGGGUGGGUGAGUGGGAGGGAAGCCAGAUUCCUUCCGAGCUGGGGAAGAUAACAGGCUUUAGGCAGGGAGGGGAGGAGGGGGGCGGGGUUAGGGUUUCAUAGUGAUGUUCAUGAUACACUCCUGUGCAUUUUAGUCUUUGUGCUUCAGAGUGCCAUUCCUUUUGCCCCUCCCCUUAAGACGUUGAGCUAGCUAUUAAGGAAGGAAAAGGAGACGGCUAUUACUACUUUUCCAAGAAGGGCAAGUUUAGGGGACAGACCUGUGCUCUUCUGUGUCUUGAAGAAAGAUUACUGGCCACCUCAGGCCUUGGGGCUCGGCGAAGUGGGUCCCUGUGUGGGGUGGGGAGCCCCGAGGACCACCUUCCCUGCCCACAAGCUGCUUCUCAGCCUCCCUUCCUCUCUCACUCCCUGACCCCCAGCCCUCCCCGCUGCCCACUCCAGGCCCCUCCUCAGAGCAUCCCAUGGGCAAUGAGGAUGGGCCAGAGCCCUGCUCCCCCCAGGGAAGAUG
This is a messenger RNA of Pipistrellus kuhlii (Kuhl's pipistrelle), 5333 nucleotides long. It is a transcript of the gene DPF3, whose product is annotated as double PHD fingers 3. NCBI's taxonomy places the organism in Eukaryota, Metazoa, Chordata, Mammalia, Chiroptera, Vespertilionidae. The coding region runs from base 66 to 1202 and encodes 378 amino acids. The transcript has 11 exons. Gene Ontology annotation, cellular component: nucleus. The record is from RefSeq and is a predicted model, not a curated record.